Peronospora matthiolae is the source of this 915-nucleotide messenger RNA. NCBI's taxonomy places the organism in Eukaryota, Oomycota, Peronosporomycetes, Peronosporales, Peronosporaceae. The record is from the annotation of a GenBank genome assembly.
AUGGUGUUUGCGCUAAACGACCAGGAGCUACAGACGCUCCUCGAGAUGCUCAAGUCCCUUUUACUAGGCGGUAACCUCCUCCUGUUUGUCACGGCAGCGCUGGUGUUCGUCGCUCCUCUCAAGCGCCAACCGGACGCAUCUCCAGUCCAAACGAAACGGGCGCUAGUCGUCACUGCCCAUCCAGACGACGAGAGCAUGUUCUUCCUCCCUCUCGUGCACUCGCUCCAGGACGGAACCAGCAGCGGGAAAGACAUGUGGGAGACCCAUUUGCUGUGUCUCUCUCGGGGGGAUUUCGAUGGGUUGGGGACGGUCCGGGAGCAGGAACUUCGCGCUUGUGCCGUGCACAUUGGACUGGUGCCGGAUCACGUCCACGUUCUGGACGAGCCCGAGCUUCAAGAUGGCAUAGAGAACCGCUGGGAUGUGUCCCGCAUUGCGGCGAUUGUGCUGCAAUACGUGGACCAGAAGAGCAUCGACGCGGUCUUUACGUUCGAUGGUCACGGCGUGUCGGGUCAUCCGAACCACAUUGCGACCCACCUCGGUGUCCAACGAGCUCUUCGUGAACGACAGGAGACGUGCAGAGCUGCUGCGGCAACAACAAAUGCCAGUGAGGAGAAGGUCGUUCGAGGCUGGGCUUUGGAGAGCACGAAUCUCGUGCGCAAGUAUAUUGGGAUACUGGAUACGGUGCUGUCAUUGUGGUUGUCCCGCCAGAGAGAAGAGACGCAAGAGGAGCGGCAGGUCGUGGUUGUCUGCCGGCCAUGGUGGAACUACAAGGCCAUGGCACUGCACCGGAGUCAGUUCGUGUGGUACCGCCGUCUCUUCGUAGUCUUCUCGCGCUACACGUUCGUCAACACCUUCCGUCCCCUGCUGGAGGUUGAUGCUCCUGAUCUUCCCGUAGAGUACAAGAAGACGCGGUAA